GCUCUUGGGUCAUUUGCAGGGGUGGGGAUACAAAUGCCUGGGUUCAUUUCCAGCAUCUUUGCUGAAUCAUUGUGAUCCUGGGGAGACUUCUUCCACCGUGAGCUCGCUGGCUCCUCUGUGAUGGAAACUAGCAAUUCCCGGUUUCUGCUGCCGGCCCGGGCCCCUCUCUGCCUGGGCUCUAGGAGGGAUUUCUGCCCCGGUCUUGCUGUGGCUCCGCGGUCCAUAUAUGUGCUGAGCCCCACUGGUGUGUGCAGGGAGGCUUAGUAUUUCUGACAUCUGCAUUCCUCCAAAACUGUUUGGAGGCACGUUUCCACAUGGAGACAACUACUGUUUAGUUUCACAGAAGCAAAAUACAGCAUUAAAACCCAAAGGUUGGCACGAGUGCUGAAAGCCUGGGUACCUUGGGUUGCUUCAGCAACACAGCGCCGGCAGGACCGGGCUAGGUACAAGCGUCUUCCUUUGGCUCUCGUGAGAGGAGGGCCAAAGUGAUUUUGUGAUGUGGGCUCUUCAAACAAGUAGCAAUUAAAAUAAAAGUUUGGAACCUGGACUUAAACCAGGAUGUCAUAGAGCUCCUCAGGGGAGGUAGGGAAACUUUAGGAGCUUGGAAUUUAUAGUGAAGCAUUUACACAUAAAGGAGUGAAAAUGCUGAGUGGCUGGCAUGAGUGGUUUUCCCUCCUGCCUGAGGUGAAGACUAAAUACUAGUGAAAAGCAAGAACUAAGUUAAUUCUAAAUAAGCUGUAUUAGUCAUUAUAAACUUGACAUGUACAGAAGGUGACAGAUGCUUUUCUUUAGUGAAGCUGAUCUGCUGAGUUCCCAGAAGGUUCAGUACCUGGUUGUUUUAAGAGCUUACCUCCUCCUCGCUCUCUUGGUUAGGGUAGCACAGUGCUCGAGCCUCAUGGGUUUGCUCUGCAGUUUGUCAUCUUGCUGUACAGUUUGGUGGAGUACAGUCAUCACUGGUGCUAGCUUAGUUUUUGUCAGUACAAGUGAGUUACCGAUAAUGAUUUACAAUAAAAAAUUGCAUUUCACAUGCCGUGACUGGCUGGGGAAUAGAGAUUGUCCAUGUACAGCGUAACUGUACAGAGGGCAGGAGUUUGUUCUCAUCUUUGAUGAUCUAAAUGUGAAAGGCUCACUAAGUGGGUGAGUAGCUUGAAAUACCGAGUAUGUAUAUACAUAUAUAUAUAUAUCUGUAUAAGUAGCUUUGCUCUUUAUAAUUUUUCAGUUGCCAUUGGUAGAAUUCCUGUCAACUCUUAUAUUGACCUAGAGAUAUAAAUCUAAGGUAACUGUUGAAGUUAAUCAGUUUGUGUGGAGCUUAAACAGCUUGUGUUGUAAUAUAGGUACCAAACUGUUAAAGACUAGCGCCACAAGUAAAUCCUUUAAUUCUUUUGUUGGAAAAACUAGAUGAAAAAUGUUCAGAGCAAAUCAGGUGCUGCCUGCCUCUUUAACUUUUAACUGUUAGGUGUAUUUCUGCUGCUCCUCCUUCAAGUAACUGCAUGUGACAACCAGUGCAGUGAUUUUCUCCAGGUGCAGUGUGUAGCUUUUGGCCUUGAUCAAAUGCAGUGUGGUCCCAGCUGGCAUCUCCUGGCCUGUGUGUUGGUUCACAGAUGCAGAUGUUCAGCUGACUCUUACUUGUUUUCUCUGCACUUGCAAAAUAGUUGCACGUUAGCAGCUCUGCUCCGAGAGAAGCCCUGCUGAAGUUAAUGGGGACUACCUGCUGGCAGUAGCGUUGCUGGUAAAUAGCCUAGUAAUCCUCUAGGUCAUAACAUAUGAACUAAAAGUGAGCAUUUUCUAAAUGCAGGUAUCCAAUUUUGUAUAUUAAAUGUAUAAAAUGAUGACUGGAGUGCUUUUCUUCAAAGGUACUUGCUUCUCAUUGUGCCUUUCUAGUUUUGGAUGUGCUUGGUGCUGGGCUACAGCAGCAGCUGUGAUGACUGCGUUAAUGCUGUGUAUCUUCUCCCCGCUUGCAGAAGCAGAUUAACGAAAGUAGGGCUGUGGUUUGACAUGAUCAGUGCACUUCUGCUCUCAGCAAAGAAUGAUAUCCUGUUUGGCUUAAAUGGUGUCAGCAGUUGAUGUGGCUGAAUUUCAUCUAAAAUAAGUAUUUCUUUUGGUUAUUAAAGGUAGGUUGUUUUGGGAGCAGAUGACAUGCAGCUGUAUAUCUGCUAGCUGAAUGUGAGUAGUAGCAGUGUUAGCAAGGCUGUCCCUGGGUGCUGUGUGUUGUGUGAAACAGGGACAAGAGCUGGCUUGAGGCUGCCUGUCCCAGGGUAUGGAUGGAGUGAGUGUCUGCCCACCCCCACUGAUGCAUCACUGUAUUUCAUUCAGGAAGAAUUUAAAGCGUCGUUGAAAGGGUGUAUGUCCCCACCCUUCUUGUGAUGUGGUUUGCUAGUCCUUAUCUCGGGUUGUACCUGAACAGAGCUAUUGUUGCCUGUGAAGUUGUCUCCCCAGCUGAUGAGGGAAGCAGCAGGCAGUUGUGAUCACACUUGGACAUUUUAGGAUGGCUUCCCAGUAUCAUCCCUUUGCACUGAACAUCUCGCUCCAGCACCAGCUUUGCCAGGGGUGCCUGUGUGUGCCUAGUGAUUCAGGGUCCUUACACAAAAAUCAGUGAGAUUUCUUGAUGCCACUUGUAUGUUGAGGGCUGGGUUUGUUUAAGCUAAUUGCUGUCGUAAAUUAUUCACUCCGGUGUUAUAUAGCAGUGCUGUGAUCAAAGAUUAUUUCAUGCCUUUGUACAGACAGGCAGUGUCAUCUGUUUCUUUCACUGAUAAAGUCUUGAUUCAUCUGUAGCGUGGACUUAGAUGCUGACCAAAAUAACAUGGUGUCUGUCCACCAGUUUAAAUAAUUCUGGACAUCUGUCUAUCUCUGAAAUAUUCUGAAUGUAUAAUUCCGGUUAAUUUUAUUAAGCAGCAGAUCUCAUCUAUCAUGAUUUCUAGUGCAGUUUCUGGCUGGCUGCAUAGUUUCAUUUUCAAGUGAAUGUUUUCCUUGAAUAUCAGAAACUGGUACCAGUCUCUCCUAUGGUUUUAAUGCAUCUGCAUGUUAUGCUUGACCAGAAUGAUGCUUGUAAGUGCUGGAAUUUAAAAGAUCUGGGCUAUUGAUGAACAGUUAAGAGCUUUACUUAAGUGAUGAUUGCAAAUAAAGAAAACUUGAGUGAAUUAACUUCUUGAUUUGUGAGCAGUUAAAAAAAAAUAAUUACAGAGGCUGGCAAAAGAGCUGGCAUUCCAGGUUUAUCUGCUGUUGGGGUGUGUGUUGUAUGCUUUAAUGUACUUUCUUGAGGCAUGCUCUGUCUAAUUUGUAAAAAUAGGAUCCUGGUAUGACUAGUUCUGUAUCUUAGUAUUCCUUACUCUUCUGUUGUCUGACCUCACUAUUUUCAUAUACCGAUUUUGUUUUUUCUGGUCUUUAAUACAUCUGAGAUGCAGCUGAGGCUGUGCUUGUGCUGCCAGCCCCCAAAGGCCUGACUUGCUGGAUGCUGUUGUGCCCAGGCUAUGGGUUUGUGCAGGGUAGCAGAGCCCAGAGAGCUGUGGCAUGUGCUGCCUUGUUCUGUGGUGAAUGAGACCAUCCAAUCUCAUUAGCUAGGAAUGAGAGGGGCAACUGAUCUUUUUGGUUGGGAAUAACCUGUGACCCUUCAGUUGUUUUGGAAUGUAGGGCUCUGGCUCGGCUAAGUCUUCGUGCUGCUUUUAGCUGGGUGAAUGCGUGUUGAAGUUUGCUAGUAAAGAGGAUGGGAGCAGAAGUCCUGGUAACUGUGUGGUCUUUAAGAUGUAAAAAUAAACAAAGCUGAGAAGCUGUACCCUACUUAAAACAGACUGACCUAAAUUUUCAGCAGUUCUAGCAGAGAGGCAGGCUCUGUGUAGGGAUAGAGGCUUAACGACGACUGGUUUCCCUCUCCAUACAUUGCUUGACGUGGUUGAGAGGCCACCUUUGGAAAAUCUCCACUGGUGUCUAGGGUCAUUUGCUCCCACCGCUCCCCUCAAGUUGCACAACCCGGCCUGUGGAUUUCCCUUGUUGUGCUUGUGUGGAGAGAGUCCCCUUGUUUAUGCAAGUCAGCAGUUCAGUGGUCUUCUGGGAAGUUACGGCCUGAACCGCUCCUCAAAUUGCUUUUGUCGAAGCGUUGUUGAAAGCAUGUUUGAUGUCCUCUGGCUUGUCCCUAAAGAAAUUGCUUUGGAGAAUGCGUAUGUGUCUCUGAAGUCCAUUCAUACUCUUUGUCUGUAAGUUAAUGUUCUUGCUAUCAAUUGCAGUUCUCCACUACUGAAUUAUUAAUUCUGCAGUGAGAUUUUUUUUUUCUUCUUACUGUUCAUUGACUUUCAUGCUUGAUUUAUUCUUCUGUGCAGUUUUGAAACUGGAGCAUGGGAAUUUUGGCUAAUAUUAAUGGAACACAUGUAUGACUUCACUGGUGGUGGCCAAAUAAACUUUUUAAUUGGAAAAGGACAUCCGUCUUUCAAAGUACUCACUGUUUCCCAGGGAGAUAAUAGGAGGUGAAUCGUGUAUCCUUUCAGCAGCCUUCUGUUAAACUUGGAAUACCACAGUUCAAGCAAUUGAACAGAUGGAUAAUGGAGACUGGGGAUAUAUGAUGACUGAUCCAGUCACGCUAAAUGUGGGUGGACACAUGUAUACGACAUCCCUCACAACUCUAACGAGAUAUCCUGACUCAAUGCUUGGGGCCAUGUUCAGGGGAGACUUCCCCACUGCCAGGGACUCUCAGGGCAAUUACUUUAUUGACAGAGAUGGACCACUUUUCCGUUAUGUUCUUAACUUUUUAAGGACCUCAGAGCUCACUUUGCCACUGGACUUCAAGGAGUUCGACCUGCUUCGGAAGGAAGCGGACUUCUAUCAGAUUGAACCGCUAAUUCAGUGUCUUAAUGACCCCAAGCCGCUGUAUCCCGUGGAUACCUUUGAGGAGGUGGUGGAGCUGUCCAGCACCCGGAAGCUUUCCAAGUAUUCCAACCCGGUGGCUGUAAUCAUCACGCAGCUCACUAUCACGACGAAAGUCCAUUCGUUACUGGAAGGCAUUUCAAACCACUUCACAAAGUGGAAUAAGCAUAUGAUGGACACCAGGGACUGCCAGGUUUCCUUCACUUUUGGGCCAUGCGAUUACCAUCAGGAAGUGUCGCUCAGAGUCCAUCUCAUGGAGUACAUCACAAAGCAAGGCUUCACGAUCAGGAAUACCAGAGUUCAUCAUAUGAGCGAGCGUGCCAAUGAAAACACAGUGGAGCACAACUGGACUUUCUGUAGAUUGGCACGGAAAACAGAUGACUGAUUCUGACUCCACAGGAGCCGCUUGGUGAUUAGCAACUUAAUUGGACAGUAAACCCAAGAGAGUCUGGAUUUUGACUAAAGCAACAAUGUGGGCUUUUUUUUUUUUUAUACGACUAUUUAUUGUUUAUCAGUAAGGACUGGAGGAGUUUCGUUCUCUAGCAGCUCUGUCCUUUUGUCCUGUUCAGAAAAAAACCAUGCAUGUGCCUGUUUAGUCAAGACACCUUUUUGUUUGAAAGAGGGAGUCCGAAGAAUUAGUACAAUAGGGUAUUUUGUGUCAUUAACACAAUUCUCUGACUCGACUUAAAGUGCUAAAAUUACCUCCGUUUAAAUAGUUUCUAAUUCAUCUAAUGCUACGACACUGGGAGCAAGAAACAAAAUGAGUUUAAAAUGCAGCUGGGGAAGAGCUGCUAUCAUGUAGACUAAUUUAGUUUCUAAAUAAACAAACAGUAUUGUAAUAUUAUAGGAAAACAAAUCCACCCUUUGAAAGUACUUGAUAAGUACAGUUUCUUACAGUUAUGACAACUGUUUCUUUCUAUGCAUAUAAAUCAAGCAACCAAAUAUUAUCUGUAGCCAUGGAAAUAUGAUUAGAAAUAUUUAUAUUGGAUUCUAAAUGCAAAAUGUCCCUGUGGUAGAAUUCAUAUUUUUAAUGCCUGGUGCAAUAUUAUUCCCAAGUGUAAUGCCUGCCAGCAAGAAGCUAAUAAAAAUGUGAAAUACAGAAUAA
Messenger RNA from Falco peregrinus (peregrine falcon), 5956 nucleotides. RefSeq names its product potassium channel tetramerization domain containing 6 (gene KCTD6). The coding region runs from base 4523 to 5236 and encodes 237 amino acids. Gene Ontology annotation, molecular function: protein binding. The transcript has 3 exons. The record is from RefSeq and is a predicted model, not a curated record. Lineage: Eukaryota; Metazoa; Chordata; Aves; Falconiformes; Falconidae. Gene Ontology annotation, biological process: protein homooligomerization.